Molecule: messenger RNA, 1201 nt
Organism: Anopheles funestus (African malaria mosquito)
Lineage: Eukaryota; Metazoa; Arthropoda; Insecta; Diptera; Culicidae
Exons: 2
Coding region: 124-897 (257 amino acids)
Cellular component (GO): late endosome; lysosomal membrane
Source: RefSeq, a predicted model, not a curated record
UCUUUCUCGUUUUUUUCCCCUCUUUGCCAUACACGAUCCAGCAUCCGAAUCAAUAGUUUGUCAAUCAUUGGCACGUGGUUUUACUUACCGGUGUUAAAACAUUCGUUCCGACUUUGUAACACAAUGUCAACACACUCGGAGUCGCCCUUGCAGUCCAAUAAUUCCAAACUUUACUCCCCACCAAAUUUGUCUGAUCAUAGUUUACGCUUUCGUCCUGUUUUGGUUAUCUGCUUGUUCAGUGUGCAUCUGUUUUUCGCAAUCCUGAUCGUUGUUGUUGGCACUAUCGCAUCUGCACUCAGCUUGCCACACCCUAGCGAUGAUGCUUCGUCAGUUUAUUUUAUCAUCAUUUAUCUACGCAUCAGUUACUGGGUGGUAACGUACGUGAUCCACGAACAGAACAAGCGAGAAUUUGUUCGACUUGCCGAGCCGGACUUUGAUCAUUACCGCGCGCUGACAGUGUAUCGGAAGGCACCGCUACAGAUAGCAACCUUAUGGAAUGUAAUUCUUCUUACGGUCCAGAACCAGGUGCGGUACUUGUUUCCCUAUGAGCACCAUGAUGCUACGGGUACUAACAGCGGCACCGAUCGGAAUGCUGCAGGAGGAGCGCUUAAUCCAGCCAUAACACCGCAAGUGUUUGUGAUCGUGGUGUGUUCUCUGGAGCUGUUGGUUUUGUUAUGUUUUUACGUGCCACUUGUAAGAAUUCUAAUCGAUAUUAGAAAAGCGGAAGGCCAUGGAAAGGUAACUGACCUGCGGUAUCGUCGCAUGACGGAAACGGAACUUGCGGAACAACCAAUCGAGUGGCAGUUGGAACGGCAAGCUAUCCUGAUCAAAUCGCUUCGUACGAAACGCGAUAGUUUAGAACGGGAGGCAAAAUUACUUGGCAUCGAUCAGUGUUGAUCGCGAUCGUUCGGAUGAUUCAUCGUCCAAUGUAUUAUCCUUUGUUUUUGUUGCGUGCAGUAAGCACUGUGGCUAAAAUAACUUGCAGCAGUAGUAGGAGGAAUCACAUUCAGAUGGUUCCUAAAGAUCAAACGUAUUCGUCUGUAGUAUUGUGUUUAUUUGUUUAAUUGUUAACCUGAAACAAUAAUAAUCUACCACUAGUGGUAAGAAAUCGAUAAAACAAAUCACACAACCGUUAAAGGGCCGGAAUCCCUAAAUAAACGAAAUAAAUACAUUGCUCACGAGAGAUAAUCUUUGCAUUUAA